This is a messenger RNA of Pollicipes pollicipes, 890 nucleotides long. RefSeq names its product rabankyrin-5-like. The transcript has 6 exons. The record is from RefSeq and is a predicted model, not a curated record. Gene Ontology annotation, molecular function: protein binding; metal ion binding. Lineage: Eukaryota; Metazoa; Arthropoda; Thecostraca; Pollicipedomorpha; Pollicipedidae. Bases 29 to 883 code for a protein of 284 amino acids.
CAUUGAGAAGAAGGACAUCGAGGCGGUGAUGUUCCUGCUGUCGAUCCACGUGAACGUGCACUCGCGCACACGCGACUCGCUGCACCUGACGCCGCUGCACCUGGCCGCCCAGGCCGACUCCGAGAUCAUUCUGAGGAACCUGAUGCUGGCCGGUGCGCGGGUGGACGAGUGCACGCCGCUGAAGCAGACGGCGCUGCACCUGGCGGCAGAGCGAGACUGCCACCAGUGCGUGUCCGUCCUGCUCGACAAGGGCGUCGACUUCAACGCUGUCGACAACAACGUCGACAACGCCUUGCACGUGGCCUGCAAGGAGGGUCACCUGGCCACGGUGCGCGUGCUGCUGACUGAGUCCCAGAUCGACGCCGAGUCGACCAACCUGCGUGGCCGCAACCCGCUGCACGUGGUGGCGGCACUGGGCCGCGACAACGCUGCUGCCAUCUGUCAGCUAUUUCUGGAGUCGAUGCCUCGCUAUCCGCUCAACAGACAGGAGGCGGACGGCAACACAGCGCUGCUGCUGGCCUACAUGAAGGGCAACGUCAACCUGUGCAUGACGCUGGUGAAGGCGGGUGCCUCGCUCGGCAUCAUGAACAACCAGGGCGUCUCCAUCUUCAACUUCCAGGUGGCCACUAAGCAGCUGCUCUUCAGGCUGCUGGACGCGCUAUCCCAAGAGCCGGGCUGGUGCGACGGCGACUACUGCAUGGAGUGCAGCACCAAGUUCGGCAUCGCCACCAGGAAACACCACUGCCGCCACUGCGGCCGCCUACUCUGCAAUCGCUGUUCGGACCGGCAACUGCCCAUCGUCAAAUAUAACAUAAACAAGCCGAUCCGGGUGUGCGACACCUGCUCCGACGUGCUCACGCUGGGCGCCGCCAUGUUCAGCUAGGCUAGAU